Messenger RNA from Selaginella moellendorffii, 1067 nucleotides. Its product is annotated as peroxisomal membrane protein 11C. Gene Ontology annotation, biological process: regulation of peroxisome size; peroxisome fission. Gene Ontology annotation, cellular component: peroxisomal membrane. The transcript is spliced from 8 exons. The record is from RefSeq and is a predicted model, not a curated record. Lineage: Eukaryota; Viridiplantae; Streptophyta; Lycopodiopsida; Selaginellales; Selaginellaceae. The coding region runs from base 122 to 856 and encodes 244 amino acids.
UCUCGGCCCUGCAUUUUUUCGGUGGCGAGCAAGAGCGCGGGCGGAGGGAGGGCGCUGCGUCGCGGCCAGGGCUCGAUCGAUCGGCGCGGAGCAUCAGGUGAUAUUUUUCGCGAGAGAUUAGAUGGGGUCUCUAGAUGUUGCGAGGGCGGAGGUGGCCUUCUUGGUCAUGUACCUCAACAAGGCUGAGAGCAGGGAUAAAAUUUGCCGAGCGAUCCAGUAUGGAGCAAAAUUUCUCAGCAAUGGUGAGCCAGGUCCGGCGUCUCAAGUCGACAAGUCAACUAGCUUGGCAAGGAAAGUGUUUCGCCUCCUCAAGUACUUGAACGAGCUGCAUGGUCUCAUUGUUCCAGCUCCCAAAUCGACGCCUCUCCCAAUUGUUCUCCUUGGAAAGGCUAAAAACGCUUUGGUUGGAACGUUUUUGUUCUUGGAUCAACUCGUCUGGGCUGGACGAACCGGCAUCUAUCAGAACAAGGAGCGCCUGGAGCUCAUCUCAAGGAUAUCGUUGUACUGCUGGAUGACUGGAUCGUUUUGCACCUCAUUGGCUGAGGUGUCUGAGCUCGGCCGCCUUGCGGCUUCCAGGAGAAAGCUUGAGAGGGAGAUUCGGCGAUUAAAACAGCAAGGCAACCCGGAGAACGCGCACCUGAAAGAACAAAAACUCGUCUCUGUGAAACAAUCUCACGAGAGAACCUUGAGCCUUGUCAAGGCUUCUCUGGAUAUAGUUGUCGCGGUUGGACUUCUUCAGCUUGCUCCAAAAACCGUGACGCCUCGUGUGACUGGAGCUCUGGGUUUUAUCACCUCAUUGAUUUCCUGCUACCAGUUGCUUCCGCCUCCACCGGCCUCGAAGCCCAAGAGUUCGUGAAAGUGAGCGCCGUGAAGAAUCAAAAGGGAAAUAAUAAGAACCAUAUGAACAGGAGUAGUUCCAUGUACCAUUUCCGUUAAUCACGCCGAAUUCUUAUCUGUCGAGGUAACUAAAGGUGAGACCAAGAAAUAGUAAUUGCAAGGACUGCUCGAGGCAGACUAGGCGUGUUAAAAGUUUUCCAAAGUGGACUACAUGCAGCUCUUCGUUCCAA